UUUAACCACCUGACUUUGUUUUAUUUAUAUUUAUGACGUUCGGUCAUAAGACCGGGUUGUUUAUAAUAAUGCGGUUACCUGAUUGAAUCAUUAGUUUUGAAGAACAGAAUGUCUAAGGAAACGGAAGUCCAAAGACAACAAGCACCACCAGUUGCCGCCAGCGUGCCACAAAACGCAGCUACAGGAUGUGGCAACCAGAUGUUUUACCAGUAUACAGCACCAACCGUGGUCCUACAGAGACAACCAUUAGCCACCAAAACGGUUAUUGAGGCCUACAUAUUAUCGAUACCUCUCGGCUUUCUAGGAGCUCAUCAUUUUUAUCUCCGAAGACCUGGAUUUGGAGUAUUAUAUUUCUUCACAUUCGGAUUGCUGGGAGCUGGUGUCCUUUUCGAUUGGUUUCGAAUGCCAUGGUUGGUUAAGAAUGCUAACAAAAGAGCUAAAGAUCCUGAAAUUGAAUAUAAAAAGAGACUGGAUGAUGCCUAUGGUCUUUGGUUUCCAUUCGGAUUGCUAGGUUUCCACCAUUUCUACCUGCGUAAUUAUGGUCUAGGAUUUGCCUAUCUUUUUACAUUUGGACUGUUUGGCAUUGGUUGGCUGCUUGACAUAUGUUUUAUGCCUUACCACGUGAGAAAAGCUAACCAAGAACCGAAAAUUCCCGACGAAAAAUCUGCAUGUGCUGCGGAAGUACUUGCUUUGUCACCAUUCGGAAUUCUAGGAUUUCACCACUUCUACCUAAACCGUCCAUUGUAUGGUGCGUCUUACUUCUUUACUUUCGGAUUACUGGGUGUUGGUUAUAUUGUUGAUUGGUUUCGAACACCUAAUUUAGUGAAAAGACAUAACGAAGAAAAAUUUAACGGUAGAGAUCCGAAUUUGAAGUAUAGCGAUGACGCCUAUGUUUUAUGGUUUCCUUUUGGAAUUCUCGGAUUUCAUCAUUUCUAUUUACAAAGACCACUUUGGGGAUUCUUGUACUUUUUUACUUUCGGUCUCUUUGGAAUUGGUUGGUUAAUUGAUGGAUUCAGAAUAUGCUGCAUGGUUAAACAACAUAAUGAAAACUUGAAGGAGAGACAACGACUUCCGGUGUACCAAGGAGUUUAUGGUCUACCUCCACCAAAUAGCAUAUAUACCAAUGGAUCCAGUGGAAACGGAGCUCAACCUACCCAACCAAACGGUCCUCCACCAUAUUCUACCACCAACCAAAACGGUUAUCCGGGCUAUGUGUUUCAACCUGGACAACAGGGUAAUAGACCGUAUCCACAGCAACAAUAUGGGAUCAUGACAUAUCCAUAUCAGCAAGGACCGAUGCCAUAUCAACAACCACCGGGAGUUAUGCCUCAUCAGCAACAUAGCAGUGGAUUUAACAAUCCAGGAUACGAGACACCAGCUGAAACAGAAAAUCCACCACCAUAUCAGGCCGAUGAAGCCGGGGAACUUCAAACCAAAUCAGAACUUUCGUGAUUUUGUACUGAAAGCAUGGGGAGGUAGAGUGCAACAUUAAACGGAUGCAUUGUUUGUAUAUGAGACGAGUCCAGUACCGAUUUAGACCCGUCUUUUAUUUGUAAUUCUGAGUGCAUAGUGUAGAUUAUAUAAAUUUUGUAUGAGUGCAUAAUAUUCUUUUAUUACAAUAUUUAAUAUACAGUUUAUUAGAUAUGUAAAGCUGUGUUAAGAAAAUGUUGUCAUCAUGACUAUCCCAAUGUAUCGUGGAUGACUUAAUCAUCGUUGCAGCAGA
Molecule: messenger RNA, 1723 nt
Organism: Mytilus trossulus (common blue mussel)
Lineage: Eukaryota; Metazoa; Mollusca; Bivalvia; Mytilida; Mytilidae
Exons: 5
Coding region: 109-1452 (447 amino acids)
Source: RefSeq, a predicted model, not a curated record